Molecule: messenger RNA, 501 nt
Organism: Colletotrichum fioriniae
Lineage: Eukaryota; Fungi; Ascomycota; Sordariomycetes; Glomerellales; Glomerellaceae
Source: RefSeq, a predicted model, not a curated record
AUGGCAACACAAGCAAGUGAAGACAAGUCGCAUCCGAGACCUCCUUCCACGGAGCCCGACCAGAUGGAUCAAACAGCGAAGAGGCAACCAGCACAGCAACAGCCGCAAAAGGCAGAACCACCGCAUAAGACCGAGACGGAGGAAAAGAUUGAGAAGGAAACUCCACGGUUGGCUAGUGGUGCUGCAACGUCUACGUCGGAAUCUAGCACACAGCAGGACGGAUUCCAGCGCGUGACACGAAGAUCGAGAAGCCAACGACACAAUCCAGCCAAACAACUCGGACAAGUUGGGCAACAGCAGGUCGCACCUCAGAACCACCAAAACCGACAAGUGCAGACUAAGAGUAGCAGUGGGGCGCCUUCCGUGAAGCUAGAUAUGAACUUGGAUGUCGACAUUGAUCUUAAAGCAAAGAUUAAGGGCGAUGUAACGCUGUCUGUAUUGCCAGUUUCUCGGCAAGUCAAUAAAGCCAAUAUCUCGGAUCGAAUCGCCGUGGAGAGUUAA